Molecule: messenger RNA, 1697 nt
Organism: Actinia tenebrosa (Australian red waratah sea anemone)
Lineage: Eukaryota; Metazoa; Cnidaria; Anthozoa; Actiniaria; Actiniidae
Product: gamma-glutamyl hydrolase
Biological process (GO): tetrahydrofolylpolyglutamate metabolic process
Cellular component (GO): vacuole
Molecular function (GO): gamma-glutamyl-peptidase activity
Source: RefSeq, a predicted model, not a curated record
UGCUGUGGUAGCUUAUUAGCUGUGCAUCCGGUUUAGUUCAGUCCGGCUCGGUAUCUUAUGCGAUCUGCCAAAUUUUGGUAAAUUUUUGCUAUUAUUGCCAUUGCAAUGCUUUCUACAAUUGCUUUGAUCUUAUUAUCUAUCUCUGGAGUACUAUCCACGCCGGGAUCAAGAACAGAAAGACCAAUUAUUGGGAUACUUGCUGAGACGACACACGGAAAAGCUGCAGAAUAUGGCAAAUUCUACAUAGCUGCGUCUUAUGUAAAAUACGUUGAAGCUGCUGGAGGCCGUGUUGUGCCGAUAUUCCCUAAUGCUACCGUGGAUCAAGUGAAGCAGCUCUUUCAAUACAUUAAUGGAGCUCUUUUCCCUGGAGGUGGAGUCAGCCUUACUAAAUCUGGCUAUGCUGAGAAUGGAAACAUUUUAUAUCAGUUAGCUAUUCAGGCCAGUGACAAGGGUGUUGUCUUUCCAAUAUGGGGAUCUUGUCUUGGCUUUGAGUUAUUAACAGUAAUAUCAAGUAGUAACAAGGUGGUCUUUUCUCACUUGGAUGCCGAGAACUAUCCAACUCCGCUCAACCUCUCAGAAGAUUUCAGUGAGAGUAAAAUGUUUAACAAGGCAACUCAGGACAUGAUCAAAGCAGUCCAGCACUCAAGGAUUACAAUGAACAAUCAUCAAUGGGGAGUGACUCCAGAGAAUUUUCAGAAGGAUCAAAGUCUUUCUAGUUUUUACAGAAUUGUUUCGACAAACAAGGAUCGAAAGGGCAUUGAGUAUGUUUCCACCAUUGAAGGUAUUAAAUAUCCAAUAUUUGGGGUUCAAUGGCAUCCAGAAAAGAACCAGUUUGAGUGGUCCACCAAAGAAUCAAUACCACACAGUACUGAUGCUAUUCAUCUUGGACAGUAUAUGGCAAAUUUUCUUGUUGAUCAAGCACGCAUGAAUGAUCACCAUUUUCCCAGCCAAGACAAAGAAGAUGCUGCCUUGAUUUACAACUAUAAUCCUACAUACACAGGACACUUCUCAAACUUCACUCAGUGCUAUUACUUUUAAUUUGGUAAAAAUAAACUUAAUAUGAUUCCUCUCUUUGAUUCCCUAAGGAAAGUGUACACCUAGAACAUCUAUUAAGCAGCCACUCUCAUGUAAUUGUCAAGUGGCUGCAAAAUAGAGGUUAAAUAUUAUUUUUUACUGCGAUUUUACACAAAAAAUAGCAUUAAUUGAGUUAUUUUUGUAUUGAUUGUUGAUUAAUUUUAUUGAUAUUUUUUAAGUGUCUUUAUGCACCUUUGGUAAUUAUAUUCACUUUAUUUUCUGGUUGACAAUCACCCAACUCACGGUCGACACUUGGCCGACCAUCUGAUUCUCACCAACAGUUGGCCAAUUGUCAACCUACACAUAUUAUUUUCUAGAACUCAAAAUUCAUUCGAAUUUUUUAAAUAAAGUUUCUCAAUGAUUCAUUUUUUUUUUUUCACUGGUGACAAAAAUUGUCCCAUUACAUGAUGAUCGGAACAAUGUAGUUCAAAAGUUAAAGCAGUAGCAAUAUUGAUUAUCAUUGAAAACAGAAAAGCCAAAAAACUAUAAAUCUUUAAUUAUUUUUAGCAUAAUAAAAGUAUCAAACAUUUUAUGAAAAUUUCAACACGCCAAAUAUUUUAUGAUAAAUUUUGUAAUAUAUUUUUUAAAUUGUACUUUCCUUAAUAAAUGAUAUUCUUGUGUUA